This is a messenger RNA of Rosa rugosa (rugosa rose), 1310 nucleotides long. RefSeq lists its product as uncharacterized. The transcript has 13 exons. NCBI's taxonomy places the organism in Eukaryota, Viridiplantae, Streptophyta, Magnoliopsida, Rosales, Rosaceae. Bases 141 to 1031 code for a protein of 296 amino acids. The record is from RefSeq and is a predicted model, not a curated record.
CACGACGUCGUAUUCGAAAAGAGGUAGAAAAGGUCGUCUUCCCCGAAUCACAAGCGCCCCCAAGUCUCGCCCACUUUCUCCUCUAAAUCCACACUCCCGGCUAACGGCUUAGGGUUUCUGAUCCAAACCGAAACGCAGCCAUGGCUAUGCAAAUUGGUCUUAGCAGGGUCCUUCUCAUAGCUGGAGCAGGUUACACUAGCUCCAUCCUCGUUAGGAACGGCAAAUUCUCCGACGUGAUCGCUGAGCUUCAGGCUUUGUUGAAUGGAUCAGGAGAGCAAUCAGAAGGUGAUUCUGAUAAGAUUGCAUCGCAGAUGUAUAACCGAUUGCUGGAUGAGAUACGCUCUGCACGACAAACAGUUGUACUGAAUGCUAAUGGGGGUGGCCAAGGUAACUUGACAUCACUUAUAGUGCCAGCUGCUACCUUGGGGGCAGUGGGUUACGGUUACAUGUGGUGGAAGGGUCUUAAAUUCUCGGAUCUCAUGUAUGUGACAAAGCGUAAUAUGACUGCUGCUGUUACAAACUUGACAAAAAGUCUGGAUACUGUAAAAGAAGCUGUUGUCAACACGAAGAAGCACCUGACACAGAGAAUCCAGAAUUUGGAUGAUAAAGUGCUGGAACAAAAUGAUCUCUCAAAGUCAAUUAAGAAUGAUGUUGCUGGAGUUCAACAUUCUCUCACUGAUCUGGACUUUAACUUGAGUCAACUGCAGAGCUUGGUCUCUGGUCUGGAUUGGAAGAUAUGUUCUCUUGAAGAAAAGCAGGAUUUCGCAAAUAUGGGUGUUGCUUACCUUUGCAACUUUGUUAGCGGGAAAAAAGUUGAAAUGCCUGGAGCUCUUCAGAAGCAGCUUAAAAAUUCUGAUAAUGCACGGGGUGGCCGAUUACUCUCAUAUUCAGAACCAAGCAUAAUGGGGCUUAAAGAAAUUGCGGAUACUGUGUCCGCCCGUUUGAAUAGUGAUGGUAUCGUGCAAGAUGAUAUUCCCAAGUUGGAAGAGCCUCCAAGGAACCUGCUAAGGUCGGUGUCAACCAAGUGUUGAUUGUAGCAUUCUAAACAAGAUAGCUUCUUAGCCAUGUGGCUACUGCAGCGGCUUAUGUAGGUUCUACAUUCAAGUUUGAAUGUAUACAAUCUCAGUUCUCACUUAUUUUAUUUUUUCGAAGCUUCGGAUUAUGGUGAGAAUGAAGUAAAUAUUACUUUGGAGCUUAUGACAUUAUUUUGUCAGCUGAACUAGAUGAAAGUAUACUGUUGAACUGAUUGUGUGAGAUGCCAUUAUAAGGCUGAAGUAAUGGUAUUGAUAUUUCUUUUUCCUUUUUGAUCA